Guyanagaster necrorhizus is the source of this 681-nucleotide messenger RNA. RefSeq lists its product as uncharacterized. The record is from RefSeq and is a predicted model, not a curated record. The transcript has 3 exons. NCBI's taxonomy places the organism in Eukaryota, Fungi, Basidiomycota, Agaricomycetes, Agaricales, Physalacriaceae. Bases 1 to 681 code for a protein of 226 amino acids.
AUGAAUGGACCCGGCCAUCCUCUCUCCCACCAAUCUGGUGCGAGCCAACUUUUCCCUGCGAAUUCUCCAGCGUUUACUUCGACGUCUCUCACUUCGGCGCCAGCGUACGGAGCAGUCACAAAUGUCCAGACUCAUCGCAGAAUACAAGAUUCUAGUGGGAUUCAAAUGCCUGCUCCAUCUAUGCCUCCCGAAACAUCCUCGACCUCACAGUUGCCUUCAGGCUGGAGCACGCCAUUGAGACAAACGAGCCGCUCGUGCCGCUAUGGCCGCAAAAGGUUCAGGUGGCGGUUCUCCUGCCCUAUCCGAAUGAUGAUCGCUGUCCACGAAGAAUUACCGUUCCAACCGCAAUCGCAAGGAUCUUGCCCGCGCGCACGGAAACUCAGCAUAUAUCAAAAAGAGACGUUCCUGGUGUCGCAGAACGGUCCCGAAGUGAGCAUCCUGAAAACGUUCGAGAGCCCGCUGUAUCGGUUCAGCCAGAACGAUGCGACACGGAGGAUCGAACGGGACAAGGUGGUGUAUUUGGGAUGCGGGUGCAAUGUCUCUCUUGAGAAUGUUGAGUAUAAUCUGGGUAACUGGAUGCGCCACUGGGAUUGGUGUGUUGGUAUCGAGAAUGCGAUUUUGAGUUCUGUGCUGGAUGCUUGGGGAAUUCGGACUGCAAAUUCUUCUGUGGGGCGACCGUGA